This is a messenger RNA of Paraphaeosphaeria sporulosa, 1398 nucleotides long. Its product is annotated as RNA polymerase II transcription factor B subunit 2. Lineage: Eukaryota; Fungi; Ascomycota; Dothideomycetes; Pleosporales; Didymosphaeriaceae. The transcript is spliced from 2 exons. The record is from RefSeq and is a predicted model, not a curated record. Gene Ontology annotation, biological process: nucleotide-excision repair. Gene Ontology annotation, cellular component: transcription factor TFIIH core complex; transcription factor TFIIH holo complex. Gene Ontology annotation, molecular function: double-stranded DNA binding; ATPase activator activity. The coding region runs from base 1 to 1398 and encodes 465 amino acids.
AUGUCGGCCUCAUCCUUCCAGGCGCUCGACUACCUCGAGCAGCUGCCCGUGCAAACGCACAGGAAACUCUACGAGCAGCCCUCCACCGUACUGGCCAUCUUCCGCUGCAUGUUGCCGCACCUGGCAAAAUCCAUCGUCAUGGCCCUGCUCUACAUGCCCGCGCCGUUUCCUGCCGCCGACCUGGACGCCUGGUUCCGCGCAGACUCCGCGCAGACGAAGCGAGGCGCCAUGUAUAUCCUUGAGAAACUGCACAUUACUGUUCAGAAGCAGGACGACGCGCGGACGCUCUCGUAUGAGCUGUAUCCUAGCUUUGCUUCGAGCCUGCGGCAGGCGCUCGAGGGGAGCGGGUCACACCGCUCGUUCGGCGUGCCAUCGCACAAGAGCGAGGAGAAGAGGGUCAGCGUGGAGUUCCUGGAUAGUUACUCGCAACGGCAGUGGGAGAACAUCUUGUUCUACCUGGUUGGAGGCACGGUGGGAUUCAGGAACACAGGAGGACAGGAUAUUGGCACCGGAACAAAAAAUCUGCUGCAGAUGGCAGGCUUCUUCCAUCAUGGCAUGAUCACGCGAGAGGGUUUCACGUUUGUGCUUAGGGACACGAAUGCACAGGUCUGGAGCUUGCUCGUUGCCUACCUGAGGAACGCGCCUCAGCUUUCCAUGUCCGAGACCGACAUUCUCAACUUUCUCUUCAUGCUCGGCUCCCUCGAGCUGGGGCAAGACUAUUCCACCGCCACCCUCUCCGCAACACAACUGCAAAUGCUCGAAGACCUCGCCGAGUUCGGCAUCAUCUACCGCUCGCACAAAGCCGCCUCCACCUUCUACCCGACCCGCCUCGCUGUAGCCCUCACCUCCGACGCAGGCGCUCUCUCGCAAGGCGCCGGCUCCGCCACCGGCGGCGGGUCUACCCAAAAAGGCUUCAUCAUCAUCGAGACCAACUACCGCCUCUACGCCUACACCAACAGCCUUCUGCAAAUCGCCAUCCUCUCCCUCUUCACACAUAUGCGCACGCGCUUCCCCAACCUCGUGACGGGCAAAAUAACGCGGCGCUCCAUCGGGCGUGCAAUCUCCUACGGUAUCACAUCCGCGCAGAUUAUCGAGUACCUCGACACGCACGCGCAUCCGCAGAUGCAGAAGACGAAGCCGUUCCUGCCGCCCACCGUCAUGGAUCAGAUCCGCCUGUGGGAGUACGAGCGGGAGCGCAUGGAGACGACCCAGGGGUAUCUGAUGAGAGAGUUCCCGAGCGAGUUGGUGUACAAGGAGUACGUGCAGUAUGCGAAGGAUAACGGGGUCCUCGUCUGGCAAAGUGACAAACUGCGGAUGUUUUUUGUUGACAGUUUUGAGGUUGUGCAGGCAAAGGUCAAGAGGGACAGGGAGAGGACGCAGGCGCGAGGGGUACGGUGA